ACGCUGGUUAAUCAGUUGUCAAAAGACUUGUAUCACCGCAUACACACGGUGCAUACGUCGUCCUCCGCGGACUAACCUAACCGAAGCGAGUACCGCUGCGAGUACUUACUCCGCUUGUGGAAGCGGUUUCGCGUACACGUCAAGCUUGUUCACUGGGAGCAUCGACUCGAAAUGGCUUGGAAUCGCGGCUUCAAAAGGUUGAUGCAAGGCGAGGGCGCCAUGAAGAACACCGUGUUAAUCGCUCUGGCUGAAACGAUUGGGACCUCCAUUCUGGUGUUCGUAGGUUGCAUGGGUUGCGUUGGUAGCCUCGGUGUGAUACCUUCGCAUUUUCAAAUCGCCUUAACCUUUGGCCUGGCCGUGAUGAUCGUCAUUCAGUGCGUCGGACAUAUCAGCACGGCUCACGUUAACCCCGCCAUUACAGUAGGAUCAGUAGUACUUGGAAUAAAAACUAUCCCAGAAGGAUUAGUCUACCUGAUAUCCCAGACAAUAGGUGCGAUCAUAGGAUUCGGAAUGUUGAAGAUGGUGACCCCAGUAGGCCGCCUGACCAGCAAGACCGAGAACGAGCUGGCUAUGUUCUGCGUGACGGACCUGCACGCGGACCUGAGCGCCAUUCAGGGCCUUCUGCUCGAAGGCAUAUCCACAGGAAUACUGAUGCUUGUCGCGUGUGCCGUGUGGGACACCAGAAACGCGAGAAACACCGACUCGGUGCCACUCAGAUUCGGUCUGACAGUGGCUGCGUUGGCUCUCGCGUUUGGCCCUUACACGGGCUGCAGUAUGAACCCAGUUAGGUCGUUGGCACCGGCUGUGUGGAACAAUCAGUGGUCGCAUCACUGGAUCUACUGGUUCGGGCCCAUCGGUGGUGCCCUUUUGUCCUCCAUAAUCUACAAGACUCUCUUCGGAGUGAAGCAAGAAGUCCAGGAAGAGCCUGCGGCGGAAACUGUCGCGCUUAACAGCGUGGACACUCAGAAGGUGGAGCCAUGAGCCAAGAGUGGAGCGAACCCAUCAAGAGUGGUGAACCGGAAGCGUCCAGGGUGUGGGUCGAUCGACACUUUCUUCGUGGAACCACCAGAGAUUAAGCAUCUAACGGCGCUUCCCAAGCUCAACACGGACGAUCUGGAUGGAUCUUAAUGAGCUUUGAGACGCGAUAUGCGAUCACUUGGCUUUAGGUCAUCGCGUACCGCCACCACGGACCUUCUUUCGUCCUCAUUUCGUCGAACGAUCCACGAAAUCGCAAGACCUCAAUACCUCAUGUACCUCAGAGAAGUCGUUCGUUGCCACCAAGCUUUGUUCCAGCGCCGACCAGCGCCAUCUUGUUAAGGAAACGACGCGUAUAGGUUAUGUGCAUUCACUUGAACCCAUUCCAGCGGUUCUCAGCCUCGAGUCUCGACCUGCAUGUAGGAUUUAUUGUUGACUAAUACGUCUGGUUGAGAACCGCGACGUUUCAUCGUUGAUUCUAUUCUUUGUUUUUCUUUUUUUUUUUUGUUUGUUCAUUCGAUCGUCGAUCAUUGUUGUAAUACUCGGCUAGCCUGUCAUCGAUUGUCAGCGACCAAAGGAUUCUCUGAUUGUCAUUGUACAUACACGAUUGUUACGAUAAACUUUUUACAGAUGCGUUUACUCAUGACCAUAGAGACACACAGUCAAAUGAAAACCAGCGAAUUUUUUCGAAUUUUUUCUCCCCUUUUGUCCGACCCUUGUACAUACUGCACUGAUGUAUCAUUUUUUUUCUUUUUCCUAUUGUGGGUGAACGACCGAUAUACCAGCGUGGCGAAGAUACAUAUGUGAUUUACAAAGUUACAAGAGAAAGAUAUUAAUAAAAGAAACACCGUUUGUUAUUCUCAUUCAUUAGGAUCGAUAGAAAUUUGAAAUGUUAUAUUCCGCGGUAGUUGUUAAUCUGUCGAAUUUUUCGCGAACGCAAAUUCAAUCCCCCCUCUACGAUUCAACUUCCUUUUUCCCUAGGAAAAAUAAAGCGCGCGAAAGAGAAAAGGGUGGAAUAUCGGAGCAA
Messenger RNA from Habropoda laboriosa, 2002 nucleotides. Its product is annotated as aquaporin-like. The record is from RefSeq and is a predicted model, not a curated record. Gene Ontology annotation, biological process: transmembrane transport. Lineage: Eukaryota; Metazoa; Arthropoda; Insecta; Hymenoptera; Apidae. The transcript has 5 exons. Gene Ontology annotation, molecular function: water channel activity. Bases 172 to 981 code for a protein of 269 amino acids. Gene Ontology annotation, cellular component: plasma membrane.